UAUUUCAAUGGCGGCAUUGUUUUGAUUGAAGAUCCAUCAUUUUGUAGGUUCCUGCGACGGGGGAUCAUGAGGGGAUCUCGAACCGAUCCUGUGGACAUCAACUCUGAUGGAAGCACUGACAGUAGCUCUGAUGAACACUCGAAUAGCAGCUCAGAUGGGUGUGCUGAUAGCUCCUCUGAUGAAGGAAUGCGUAUGAGCUCCGAUGAAGUGAUGUACAUCAGCUCUGAUGAAGGAAGGCACAUAAGCUCUGAUGAAGGCGGGGACACCAGCUCAGAUGAAAGCGUAUACACCAGCUCUGAUGAAGGUGUAUACACGAGCUCUGACGAAGAUUCAUACAGGAGCUUUGAUGGAGGUGCACAUACCACCUCUUCUAAAGGAGUGCAUAAGCGGAUGAAGGUAAAGAAGCCUUGGAAGGUAUGCAUGUCCGUGUGUGACCGUCCUAAACAUUACACAGUUGGCUAUAAUCCAGACUCUAAUGGUAGAUGGAUGUAUUCAAAGAAUUUGAAGAUGUCAAUGUGUGCUCGGAAGCGUCUCAGCCACUAUAUUAAGUCAGUUAAGCCUGCUAUUGGCCACUACGUGUGUGAGAUGAACAAAACCUUUACCAAGGCUGGGCAGAGAAUGUACUUCUCUACUUCCUUCACUAAAGAGUAUCUGGUGGAUUUCAUUACCACUCCAGUUGAUGGGGUGAAGAUCAAGCUAUCAGUUGGUCGGUGUGCAAGACGUGUUCGCCUUAUUAAUGGCGUGGACAACAGGGCCGCCAUAACACAUAACUGGAGUAACUUUGCAAAGGAAGCAAAGCUGACAAAAGGGGAAAUAUGUGUUUUCUCUGUUCGAGCUUGCAAAGGGAAACCAGAAUUCACCGUUCACAAGAUUUAG
Triticum aestivum (bread wheat) is the source of this 876-nucleotide messenger RNA. RefSeq lists its product as uncharacterized. The coding region runs from base 67 to 876 and encodes 269 amino acids. Gene Ontology annotation, molecular function: DNA binding. The transcript has 4 exons. The record is from RefSeq and is a predicted model, not a curated record. Lineage: Eukaryota; Viridiplantae; Streptophyta; Magnoliopsida; Poales; Poaceae.